Messenger RNA from Zea mays, 1004 nucleotides. RefSeq lists its product as uncharacterized. NCBI's taxonomy places the organism in Eukaryota, Viridiplantae, Streptophyta, Magnoliopsida, Poales, Poaceae. The record is from RefSeq and is marked validated. Bases 113 to 673 code for a protein of 186 amino acids. The transcript has 2 exons.
CCCGGAGCUGAAUUCGGAACCCCAGCGCAAGCGGCGCCGCCAGUUCAGCAAGCAAGCCACAUCAGUCCCUACUUGGCUCGUGGCGCUGAGCCACGCGUGCCUGUGCCGAUCGAUGGGCAACUGCCAGGCGGCGGAGGCGGAGGCCGUGGUGAUCCAGCACCCCGGCGGCAAGGUGGAGCGGCUGUACGGGGCGGCCACCGCAGCGGAGGUCAUGCGCGGCAACCCCGGGCACUACGUGGCGCUCGUGGUGCUCCGCGUCUCGGCGGGCGGCGGCAAGCAGGGCGCGGAUCCGGACCCCUCCGCGGGCGCGGUGUCCGCCGGCGCCGGCGCCGGCACCAGGAUCACCAAGGUGAAGCUCCUGAAGCCCAGGGACGUGCUGCUUCUGGGGCAGGUCUACCGGCUCAUCACCUCGCAAGAGGUGGCGAAGGCGAUACAGGCGAGGAGGGAGGACAAGAUGCGGCGGUGCGGGGCCGGCGAGGUGGUGGUGGUGGACGACCAGCGGGGUCCGGGACGACACGCCGCCGCGGCGGGCAGCCAAGGGCAGGGGCGGUCCAGCGACGACCAGGAAGUGAAGCGGCCGGAGAAGUCGGACCGGCAGCACCGGACCGGCGGUAGAGCCAGAGGGCGGCACUGGCAGCCGUCGCUGCGGAGCAUCUCCGAGGCGGCGAGCUGACGCGACGCGACUGCAAUGCAACCUGGACCUCGAGGAGGGGGGGACUAGUAUAGAAUAGAAGCAGGGGACUGCCUGCUUGGGCUAGGAGUGUAGCUGGGCUGUUUGUGCUGUACAUUUGGAUUGGGGUACUUGGGUGGGGGAGGGAGAUGGCUUGGCAUGGUACAGUAGCGAUGGAUAGAACAGGCUUGCAAGAGGUGAGUUACCGUGACUCAGCUGUAUGACAGGUGAUUCUAUGGAGAUCUCGUCUCAGCUGCUGGCUGCUCAUGUGAUCGAUCAUCGAUGUCAAUUUAAUCUAAAAUGAAAACAAAAAUAAUAGGUUUGUGAAAUCGGA